UACGUGGCGUCAAAGAGGUACCCACAAUUCAUUUCCAAGAUGGCGGCGCCCAUGUCGUGAGCAAGGCGUGAACUUGGGGCAUCUUUUUGCCAGACUUUCAGCUUUUUAAAAACAUUUUAGGGCAGUGUCACAUUUCUUUAACAAUCUGUGACACUAUAAGACACCAAAGAUGCCGCGGACACCGUUCUACGAAGAUUAUAUGGGAAUAAGAAGGAUGGCGCUUCGCAUCAAAAAGGAGCGAGAGGCGGCCUUUCAGAAACUCCCCGACAGAGAGAAGGCACGUCUCCGACCCAGGACCCUCCCCGUGCCCGUCCAGGAGGCGGUCAAGAGAGGAGAGAAGCGUCUGUUCGAGGUCCUGAGGGACGAGGCGGACUGGGGGGUCGGGAAGCUGGUGACUCGUGUGCUGUGGCAGACGCGCUACCCCGAACCGUGCUACUGGAGGCUCACAAAGGUGGUUCCCGACGAGUUGGCCGAGGAAAGGGACUUCGGGGAGGCGUGGGGAGUCCGGACGUGGCGCGGGAUAUGCGAGAACGCAGAACGACAAAUCAGCGACGCGAACAAGACCCACGGCUGGUGGAUCGUGCCCCCAGAAAAGGAAGGAGAAUUCUGUACCAUCCCUGAAGAUUCUACGUACGCAGACGAGAAAAAAGCACCGUACGAAGUGCCAGUGCCUCCGCUCCUGAGGGCUAUGAUUCUAGCAGAGCGAGAGAGGAAAGGACAAGACUUGACUGAGCCAAUGAUGCGCUUGAGUAUAAGCAAAAAAGCGAGUAACAGAGCAUCACAGGUGUCCUGGGCUGAGUACCAGCAGUGGCUGAAGGAAAAGAAUGUUUCACCGUAGAUAAAAUCUUCUAAGGAAAGAUUCAAAUGUACAAGUGUGUAUUUUGAUUAUGACAGUAAUAAUUUAGAUGUUAUUAUGAAGUCCCUUCUAUUGUCUAAGUACAGCUAUAAGAGGAUUGUACCGUAUAAUGCUGACGCUGUUAUCAUAAAAGAACUGUGAAAGAUGAGAAACAGUAUCAAUAUUCUGUUAAAUGAAAUACAGGUUGUAUUGCUUUGUCAAGGAUGUUAUAGUAAAAUUUAACCCAUUAAACAUUUAAACACA
Branchiostoma belcheri (Belcher's lancelet) is the source of this 1099-nucleotide messenger RNA. RefSeq names its product 28S ribosomal protein S34, mitochondrial-like. Gene Ontology annotation, molecular function: structural constituent of ribosome. Gene Ontology annotation, cellular component: mitochondrion; mitochondrial small ribosomal subunit. The coding region runs from base 170 to 838 and encodes 222 amino acids. The transcript is spliced from 2 exons. NCBI's taxonomy places the organism in Eukaryota, Metazoa, Chordata, Leptocardii, Amphioxiformes, Branchiostomatidae. The record is from RefSeq and is a predicted model, not a curated record. Gene Ontology annotation, biological process: mitochondrial translation.